AUGGGCAUAAAAAAGGACAACUUAGCCAACACCAUCACCUGGCAAGACACUGAAGGUGAUUUUCCCAACUCCACUGAUGUGGAAGUCGGUCUGAAGACUUUGUACCUCCCCAUUAUGUACACCAUCUUCUCCCUUGUGGGCUUCCCAGGAAACAUCAUUGCAAUUUGUGUUUACAACUUCAAGAUGAGGCCUUGGAAGAGCAUCAUCAUCAUCAUGCUGAACCUGGAGCUCAUGAACCUGCUCUACCUCACCAGCCUUCCCUUCCUGAUACUCUACUACACCAGCGGUGAGCACUGAAUCUUUGGCGAAUUCAUGUGCAAGUUCAUCCUCUUCGGCUUCCACUUCAACUUGUACAGUAGUAUCCUUUUCCUCACCUGCUUCAGCAUUUUCUGCUACUUGGUGGUUGUCCACCCUAUGAAGUUCUUCCAUGUCCAGAGGAAGUGGUGGACAGUGGUGGCUUGCGCAGCCCUUUGGGUGAUCUCACUGACAGCUGUCAGCCUCGUCAAAUUCUUGAUCUCCUCAAAAGAGGCACAAAACAGAUCCUUAUGCCUUGACUUUACCAAUUCUGAAAACCUGGGUGCCAUCAGGUGGUACAACUGGCUACAGAUGGUGGCCGCCUUCUUGCACUUGCUGACGGUGACUCUGUGCUAUGCGCUCAUUAUUUACACCUUGGCUACCAGGACCCACACGUGGACUUGCUACAAGCAAAAGGCUCACAGACUUGCUGUCAUCCUCUUGGUGGUCUUCUGUGUGUGCUUCCUCCCCUUCCACAACUUUUGGGCAGCUCAGGUUGAACUACAGUUAUGUGCAGUGAGCUGUCACAUGGAGAAACAAAUCCACUCUGCCUAUAUCAUCUCUCGGCCACUGGCUGCACUCAGCACAUGUGGCAACCUGCUACUUUAUAUCAUGAUCGGAGGUAACUUCUAGCAGGCCAUCAUCUGUCUUUCAGGCUGUAAGUGA
Messenger RNA from Tauraco erythrolophus (red-crested turaco), 960 nucleotides. Its product is annotated as 2-oxoglutarate receptor 1-like. NCBI's taxonomy places the organism in Eukaryota, Metazoa, Chordata, Aves, Musophagiformes, Musophagidae. Gene Ontology annotation, molecular function: G protein-coupled receptor activity. Gene Ontology annotation, biological process: G protein-coupled receptor signaling pathway. The record is from RefSeq and is a predicted model, not a curated record. Gene Ontology annotation, cellular component: plasma membrane.